Messenger RNA from Syngnathus acus (greater pipefish), 5034 nucleotides. It is a transcript of the gene palld, whose product is annotated as palladin, cytoskeletal associated protein. The transcript has 21 exons. NCBI's taxonomy places the organism in Eukaryota, Metazoa, Chordata, Actinopteri, Syngnathiformes, Syngnathidae. Bases 450 to 4532 code for a protein of 1360 amino acids. The record is from RefSeq and is a predicted model, not a curated record.
AAACACAGUGGAGCGUGUGGCAUGACACUACACAGAGCACGUGACACCGACACUGUGACAUCACGGAUCUUGUCGUCACUUUAAUUGUGCACUCGCUUGUCCCCAGAUGCAAGCACACAAGUUAUGUUUGUUUGUGUGACACAUUGCAAUCAUCCAUUAGGUGCAAUACCUUAAUGUCACUUCCCUCCUUGCCAGUAGCCCGGCUGUGAAACCCGAGUCGGGGGAGAGCCAAAUUUAGCCCCCCUACCUCCCCCCACCACCAUCACCACACACACACCGGGGACCGCAGAGGCACAUCGGACCCUGAACACGAUAGGUGGUCCCGCUAGCUCCCGUACGGACCAAUAAAGAUAGGCCGCUUCUUCCUUUUUGGGCUCAUUCCCGAGGCGAAACUGGGAGGCCAAAACGCAAGAAAAGAAGGAAGUUUGGACGAGAAGCUCACUUGAAGGAUGCAGGACGGGAGUUGGAACCAGCCACUACUCCCAAUCUCUGUGCUGCUCAAAGACUCUGCGGAAGGUGUAGCCGCCACCCUGGAGGGGGAUGCCGCCCUCCCGGCUGACCUGGACACUGGCGACGGGGACUUCGCCGACCUCACCGCCUUCCUGAGCGCCGAUGAGAUCAACCGCAGCCUGGAUCUGGCCAGGGAGGCUUUUGAGGAAACGGUGGAGGAUCAGCACCUGGACCAUGAACAGACCCCCUCGCAGGACAGUCAAGUUGUCCAGGAAGCUAAAGCUUCUAGCACGGAUGACACCAGCCCACCUCUUAGUCAGACUGAUGUGUCCUCAUCUGAGAAGGUGGGCCGGGUCAAGACGGGCCCGCCGGUUUACAAGCAGGAUAAACCUCGGCUACUCCACGAAAGCUUGGAGUUUAACGACCGCGUGUCUUCGGCCUCGGAGUUCUGCAGCCGCGCCGCGACCUUCAUUGAGGAGCUGUCUUCCAUCUUUAAAGGUUCCUCUCAGCAAGAGCACGGGGCGGAAGCGGAGUCGUCAAGCCCGGAUAGUGGAUAUCUGUCACCUGGGAACCAGCGGCCGGGCCCUCGGGGGGCUCCAGCCGUGCCCGCCGCCUCUUGCCAAACAGAGGAGACGCAGCAAGCGGGCCCUCCGGAGGGAGCGCCGGCCGCUCCCGAGCGCCAACACGCUGGGACGGCCCCGGCCGCAUCGGGACCUUUGUCACCGCCGUGCUUUGUGCAGAAGUUGAAGAGUCAGGAGGUGGCCGAGGGCAGCCCCAUUCGUCUGGAAUGCAGAGUCAGCGGAACCCCGCCGCUACUCAUCAGGUGGUUCUGCGAGGGUCGCGAGCUGCACAACUCCCCCGACAUCCACAUCUUGCGAGAUGGCGAUCUGCACACGCUGGUGAUUGCCGAGGCCUUUGAGGACGACACAGGCCGCUACACCUGCGUGGCCUCCAACAGCCUCGGGGCGGACAAUACCUCGGCUGAGGUUUACAUCGAAGGAGCGUCUUCCUCAGACUCGGACGGAGAAAGUUCGCCGUCAAAGUCUAGAUCAGCCAUCAGCAUGCCUGUACUACAGAAGAAAACAACUUCAAUGUCCCUGACCAUACGCUCGUCGUCCCCCAAAACUCCGGAGGGGCUGCCUCAUCGCACCACGCUGGUCCAGUCACUGUCGCAGCCUCCGCCACGGACGCAGAGCCCGGUGUCGUCACUGUAUGGCGGCGAUGGCUCGGGUCCGCCUACAUUCUCAAAAAUGCUGCAGGACACUCAGGCCUCCGAAGGUCAGGUGGUGGUUCUGGAGUGCAGGGUGCGUGGGGGCCCGCCUCUCCAGGUCAAGUGGUACCGCCAAGGCGAGCAGAUCCUGGACUCCCCGGAUUUUCGAAUUCUCCAGAAAAAGCCCCGAUCCGCGGCAGAGUCAGAUGAGAUCUGUACCCUGGUGAUUGCCGAGGCCUUUCCGGAAGACGGAGGCUUGUUCUGUUGCACCGCCUCCAACCCGUAUGGUUCAGUCAACAGUUCCGCCCAACUAACUGUAACAGCAGGAGCCGAGGACUCCUCCUCCAGUAACGGCAUGUCUGGAGAUAGUUCUGCACUGGAUGGGGUGUCCUUCCCCCCACCGCCCCCGCCCACUGAGAUCAGCCUGCUGGAACUGCCACCCAAGAUGCCGCUUCAGGAAGUGGCGCUGUGGCGCCCGGAGGCUGAGGGAAGGCCCGAGGAGAUGAGCGGCGUGCCCAACGGCCAACCCGCCUCUCCACCGUCUCCACCUGUGGUACCUGCACCACCCCCUCGCCCUCCGCCUCGAUCUGACCACUCUGCUCUCCGAGUCCCAUCAGACUCACCCCCCACCCCUGGAAAGCUGUCGCCCGCCCCGCCACUUCCCACCAAGCCCAAACCCAAACUGAACGCAUCGCAACUGAAGCAGCUUCAGGAGCAGAUUCUAUUGGAGCAGCAGGAAGCCGCCUUCUGGCAACAGCACAACCAGGAAGUCCCGCCUCCGCCGCAGGAAGCGCUCCCAUCCGACUCGCCAUCCCCGCCCCUCCCUCCUCCUCCCUCCUUCCAGGAGCUGGAGAGCAGCACCGCCAUGCAGGCCAGCACCUUCAACUACGCGCGGCCCAAGCAGUUCAUCGCCGCCCAGAACCCCGGCGGGGUCGGCGGCGGGUACGCCGCCCAUUCCUCAGGCUCCUCGGGCUCCAGCCUGUCAUCCCCCCUUUCCCCGCCCAGCUCACAUAAAGCCUUCAGCAAGAUGACCACACCGCCGUUCUCCAAGGGCAUGGACUCGCCCGGCUCGCCCUCCUUCCCACCACCGCCGCCGCCCUUCUUUGUGUCCGCCAACCUGCCUUCGCCGUCGGGCGGCGCCCAGGAAUUCCCUCCGCCACCGCCGCCACCUCCUCCCCCGCCGCCUCCUCCGCCUGCGUGCGUGUCCCCUGCCUUCUCGGACGCGUCCUCGCCUUUUUCCUCCGUCCCGCCGUCCCCGGCUUCCAGCUUUCUGUCCUCGAUGUUGCCGGCCACACCCACCAUGCCGGCUAGCCCCACGGUCAACGCGUUGGGCCUUCCCAAAGGAAACGGCACUGUCAAAGCCUUCCCCAAGAAGUCGCCGGCCACCCGCACGCCUCGCAUGGCUUCCGACUCGGACAUCCAGGGCUCCAAGGACGCCGUCAUCCAAGACCUGGAGAGGAAGUUGCGCUUUAAGGAAGAACGCGUCAGCAACGGGCAGCAGAGGCUAACCUACGAGGAGAAGAUGGCUCGCAGGCUGCUGGGCGCUGACAACGUCGCCACCGUCUUAAAGGCGCAGGACUCCGAGGAGGAGCCCACCACGCAGGAGUACAAAGUGUCCAGCUUCGAGCAGCGCCUGAUCAGCGAGAUCGAGUUCCGGCUGGAGCGCUCGCCCGUCGAGGAAUCGGACGACGACGUACAGCACGACGAGGAACACGUGCCCGGCAACGGGGCCCCGCCCUCCUUUCAAAACAAGCUCAAACACUACAAAGUGUUUGAGGGCAUGCCCGUCACCUUCACCUGCAAGGUGCAUGGGGACCCCAAACCAAAGGUGUACUGGUUCAAAGAUGGCAAGCAGAUCUCCAAGCGCAGCGAGCACUACCGCAUCGGUCGCACCGCCGAUGGCACGUGCACGCUGCACACGGCUGCCGCCUCCCUCGAUGACGACGGCAACUACACCAUCAUGGCCGGAAACCCUGAGGGCCGGGUGAGCUGCACGGGGAGGAUGAUGGUGCAGGCAGUCAACCAGCGAGGUCGCAGCCAGCGCUCGACACCGGGACACAUGCGCAGGCCAAGGUCGCGUUCCCGAGAUAGUGGUGACGAGAACGACAACAUCCAGGAGCGCCAUUUUCGCCCGCACUUCCUCCAGGCACCCGGCGACCUCAUCGUGCAGGAGGGACGACUGUGUCGCAUGGACUGCAAGGUGAGCGGGCUGCCCACCCCAGACCUGGUGUGGCAGCUCAACGGUCAGACCAUCCGGCCUGACUCAGCCCACAAGAUGCUGGUGCGCGAAAACGGCGUUCACUCGUUGGUCAUCGAGCCCGUGGGCGCCCGCGACGCCGGCAUCUAUACGUGCAUCGCCAGCAACCGCGCCGGGCAAAACUCCUUCAAUCUCGAGCUCAUCGUCGCAGCUAAAGAGCUGCACAAACCUCCGUCGUUCACGGAGAAGCUCCAGAACACCACUGUGGCCGAUGGGCACCCUGUCCGCCUGGAAUGUCGCGUCAGCGGUGUCCCCUACCCGCAAAUAUUCUGGAAACGUGAGAACGAAUCACUCACGCACAACACGGACAGAAUCAGUAUGCACCAGGACAACUCUGGCUACCUGUGCAUGAUCAUCCAGCCUGCCUAUAAGGAGGAUGCCGGUUGGUACACAGUGUCGGCCAAGAGCGAGGCAGGCAUCGUCUCCAGCACCGCCCGCCUUGACGUGCUUGGUCAGUGGCAGCACCCGGCGAACGCACGUAAGGCCAAAACGCUGCGACCAUCCAGCAGCCGCUACGCCGCCCUGACAGAGCGCGGCGUGGACGUCAAGGCGGCCUUCUUCCCCGACUGCAGCCCUCUGCCUCCAGGAUCCCUCGUGGAGAGCGAUGACCUGUAGGGGACGCCCAUCCGUCCCUGUCCACACCUUCAUGCUUUUUUUUUUUCUUCAAAGUGACUGGCAAGUGCAAGAUGGAGAACGCGAGUCAGCAAGCUAGUGAGGCCGGGCCUUCAAGGAAAAGUACAAGAAAGUUGCGUGUCGGUUGUGGUUGUUGAAGAAGGGACUGUUGUUUUUUUUCAGUGCGACGUGAACGCUUUUCAGUGUCACAAAUUGUUCAGUUUAUUUUUGUAUUUAAAAAAAGAGACUAUUUCCAUAGCCAACAUUUUAAAUUAUAUAAUUCAUCUAUAUCACAACACUUUUUUUUUGCAUGUGAUCGUGAACACUCGCGUGUGUACACAAUGCCAAACAUCAUUUUUUGUUUUUCCUGUCAUAAUCGCAUCAUGAUUAGUAGUAAUUAUCAUCAAGCGUGUUUUCCAUGCCCACCCGUGCCUGUAUAUGGAUUUAUCUCCGCCGCCGAUUAGUUCAUGAACCUUGCAAAUAAAGAUUCUUAUGACAGCUCUCA